This is a messenger RNA of Cetraspora pellucida, 129 nucleotides long. NCBI's taxonomy places the organism in Eukaryota, Fungi, Glomeromycota, Glomeromycetes, Diversisporales, Gigasporaceae. The record is from the annotation of a GenBank genome assembly.
AAUAACUGGAAAACUGGAACUGGAAUAAUUGAAUUAAUAGAAUUGAUCUGGAAUGACUGGAGCUGGAAACACUGGAACUGGAAUGACUGGAAUACUGAAACUGGAAUAAUUGGAAUUAAUAAAACUAGA